CUAUUCUCGAAACUUUCGAUCAUUUCCGGUGCUCAAACUUAAAGUCUCCAUGCUCUUUGCACGCCUUCAACUCCUUGCUCUUCACUCGAGAUGACUGAGAAACGCCAAAGUAGAGUUACACGAAGCACGCGUGCAAAGCAGACUGCUCACUCAAGUUCUACAACUGCAAGUAAAGACACCGAUGGAGAUAUUCUUGAACUAUCUGAUGAUGAACAGCCACCGUCAUCCUCUUCGUCACCUCCAGAAAUGAAUUUGCUUCACCAAUCACCACCAAUCACCGUCUUAUCAUGUAUCGAGGAUAUAAACGCGCCAAAUAACAGGCCCGACACAGCCCUGGUACAAGCCACGGCGCCAAGAAGUCGAAUAUGCGUUCCAGGAAAUGACAAUCCUCCGGUAAAGCGACAUGUGCCCCCAGGCGAUAUGACGCCGGAUGCGCCAUAUCCAAAUAAGGAGAUGCAACAUGUUCGUGGACCGCAGAAUACCUUCAGUGCGAAUUCGGAGCCACCGAAACGUCACAAACGUAGUCCACCGGAUCCCACAGACGACGUGUCUUCAGGUUUCCUUUCCUCCUUAUUGCAGGGAUACCAGGAUUCUCCUCUUCAACCGUCAACCUUUCUCCGAAUCUCCUCGCAGUCCGAACGUGAAGAUUAUCUUGGUGUUGACGGGCCUCGUGAUGCCGCACAUCAUCCCGUAAUAUCUAGAUUUUUGGUUGGCGAGCAUUAUUCCAAUCGGACAGCUUCUGGGCCGCCACAGCAAGAAAUAUGGACCACCCGUUUCCGCCCCAGACAAGCGGAUGAAGUGCUAGGGAAUGAACCGCGUGCGCUGUAUAUUCGAGAUUGGCUUAAAGCUCUCGAAAUUCGACUGCAUGCCACAAACCCCCCUGCCACGAAAAGUAGUGCAACUGGCACAGGCAGGCGAAAGGUCAAGCCGGACCCCCCCGAAAGGGCGCCCAAGCGGCCUCGUGUCAUUCGAGCUGUGAAUAGAAAGAGAGGCAGGAAACGACGGAGGCUGGAUUCCGAGACGAACGAUACGAUCCCGGAUCAGCCAGGGGAAGAAAUCGAUGACGAUGAUUUUAAUUUUUGCCUGCGGACGCUUUCCCGCCUCCAGCGAAAGGACAAUUCGCUGCUAUUAGAGCAGCAUCCACCAGCCUCAGAUGUUGGUGUCGACACCAUCCCGACCAAUCCAAAUUACCAAUCCUCUGACGCUAAUUUUACCGAUAUUCUAACGAAUACACUCAUUAUAACUGGGCCUCCAGGGUGUGGGAAGAGCGCAGCGGUUUAUGCGUGUGCGGACGAGCUGGGGUGGGAAGUUUUCGAGGUUUACCCUGGGAUUGGAAGACGCAGCGGCGCAAACCUCGAUAACCUCGUUGGAGACGUGGGUAAAAAUCACCUCAUUCAACAGACGAGGCCAAAAUACCGGACGGCAGCCGCACAAUGUGACUCGAGAGCAAGCGCUGCUCUUUCGACGCUUUUCCCUAAAGCAGGGAAAGUCAACCCCAAACCCUCGCCAACACACUCAGAUGCCGAGCAUCCUAGUGAUGUUGACACACACGUCCUCGUGGAUGCUGCCAGUGAGUCCCUGCAGGACACGGUGGAACCACCUGUAGCCGUUGAUGAACUAGUUGGCUCAUUAAAAACAAAUGGACCGGCGAAACCGUCCACUACUACUCGGCAAUCACUCAUUCUCCUUGAAGAAGUCGAUAUAUUAUUCAAGGAAGACGCUGGUUUUUGGCCGGCAGUGGUAGACUUAAUCAAGGAGUGCCGCCGGCCCGUGAUCAUGACAUGCAACGACAUUAAACUUGUCCCCGUCGCGGAUCUUCCUCUGCAAUCCGUUCUGACGUUCCAACCUUGCCCUUCUGAGCCCGCUGUCACGUUUUUGCAAUGCCUGUGUGUAACACAGGGAUACGCUAUCCCAAGAGAUAAGUUAAUCCAGCUUUACGAAACCACGUACAUCGUGCAGAGUAUGGAUCUUCCAGACGCGCCGCUCAACCCCAGAACCGAACCACCACCACCACCGGAUCUCAGGCGAUCUAUUACUCAGCUGCAAUUGAUUUGUACUGACGCCACCCACGAAGCUAAGGUCCCUCAAGAAGCACAGGGGGCCGCUGAAAACUUUCCGUCACUCCCUAUGACAAUUUCCGCCCAAAGCAGUGCUGAUGUUUCUGAGACAUCGACGGAGGAGCUGUGGCGAUGGGCUUCCACUUACACGGAUUGUGUUUCGUAUACAGACAGCUAUCUCUGCAGGGCGCCAUUAGAUGGACAUGAGGCCCUGUCGUACAACCCAUCUGAAUCUUUGCUUGACGAUGAGUUGGGUCAUGCCAUACUAAUCCGGUCGUCCCACGUCUCUGACACGAGAGAUGCACUUGCCUUCUAUCACAAUGAUGAGCUCAUUGUGCAGGAUGCCAUCCACCUUUCACGUGGUAAACACGAGGUUUUGGGUGCUAUUCCGAUCACGACGUCGAUCAACCCCGCGGCUAGUGGUUCUAAUACUGACAUGGAAACCAGGCUCUUCCGAGCUCGCGUGGAGCAUCAAGCACAGAUGCUAACCGCAUUGCAAGACCUCGUUCAACCACCCGCACCUCUCAUGCCCCAGAGCAGCGUGUACCUUGAUUACAUACCGUGGGUGAGACUCAUGGUUAAAGUGGAUGAUAUUCUUGAGCGAUUAGCGUGGGAUGAGAUGGAGAAGGUGAAGUCUGGGAGAUUAACGAGGAAUAGUAUGAAAGCGAGACAUAUACGGACUAUUGAUUUAAGAGAGGAUCAACAUCGGGCGCUGGUUGCUACUAGAAUCCAGGGGCUCGAGGAGGGUGGAUAGUUUACGAGAGUUGCUGUGUUGUAGCGUUGCGAUAAGCCUGUGAUCUGAAUUCUCGUGUGAUGGUAUACUCAGGCAUUUCACCGGUGUUGUAAACUUUCCCUCCU
Messenger RNA from Suillus subaureus, 2915 nucleotides. RefSeq lists its product as uncharacterized. Gene Ontology annotation, cellular component: nucleus. The record is from RefSeq and is a predicted model, not a curated record. Gene Ontology annotation, molecular function: DNA binding. The transcript has 5 exons. NCBI's taxonomy places the organism in Eukaryota, Fungi, Basidiomycota, Agaricomycetes, Boletales, Suillaceae. Bases 91 to 2811 code for a protein of 906 amino acids.